UCAUUUCAACUGGCAUCAGGUUUGAGGCGGGUCCAUUGUUACAGGUGUGGAAUUUAUUCUUCCAAGCCCUCAGCUGGCAGGUGGCUCCAUGGUUCUGCUGACUGCGGUGUCAGAACCCACCUGGACAAUGUCACCUUCAGAGGCAGACCACCCACAGGCCUGUGAGCAAGGUACUUGGAUGCCUCCUCACAAUGCGACCUGGAGGUGAACAGAGGGGAACGGCUUGUCCUAGGUCACAGCCUAGCUGGCAGCAAGGUGAGGAGGGGAGAGCAAGCAGGAUGUCCAGAGCUUCCCAGAGCCCUGCUGUAUUUAAAGUUUCUCUGAUUCUGUGAUUCCACACUCUGAUCUUUAUCACUAAAGAUGCAACAACCUGCUUGUAAUUAUCCUCUGGAAAAGGAUGAGGACAUCCUAGAGAAAGGAUGGCAUUUGGCUGUGGAAACUGAACUACCCCAGUGUGGUCCAGAGAAUAGCAACUCUGACAGUGUCCCCUGGAAGCUUCCAGCCACACAGCCUCUUCGCUGCAUGGGGAAGACAGAGUCACCCUGCCCAGAGGAACAGCCCCAAAGCCUCAGGGCCUCUCCGCUGCACCCCCUGAGGAGCCAGCCCAAGAAGCAGAGUGAGAACCAGGGGAGUCUUCUCCACUUUGACCGGCAAGCCCCAGGGAGAAUUUCCACCUCUCCCACUUUGAGGAGGUUAAGGGGCAGUGGUGGUGGGACAAAGUACUCCCUGACUCAGCAAGAGGCCUCGGAAGGGCCCACCUGGGGAGGCUGGAAGGAGCCUGCAGGCUCCCCAUGUUACCUUUCCAAGAGUCUACCUGGAAGCCCCAAAAUUUCUUCGUAUUCCUUAUUGCCCAGACUCCACUCAAGAUUGCCUCUGGAUCCCACAAGUGUCCUCGAUGCCGCUGACUCAUUUGAGCCCCAAGCAGGGCCCACAGAUGAGGCUGCCCUUCCAGGGUCUCUGCCUGUCCAAGAGGGGUAUCUUUCCCAGGCUUCUCUUUCGGGGAGAGGAAGCCACUCACCGCCCAGCCCUGCUGCACUGCUCCCCAGGCCUCAGGGAGAAGAAUUACAUCAGUCCAGGUUCUACGAGCACAGACGGAGUUCUGUGGUGCUUAACUUGCCUGGACUUGAGGUGUUCCCUGGGGACCUUCUGGUGUCCGAUGGAGCUGCCCAUUACCUGUGCCACCCACUUCUGCUGCUGAAUUCAGAAUCGAAAAAGCCAAGAUGGCCUUUCUCCAGGAGAGGAGUGCAGGGCAAAGACAGACACAAGCAUAUAUCUGACCUGGAAACCUGCCUCUCCUCUGUGAAGAUCGCAGACUUCAGGGCCUAUGAGUUCCACGGCCUUAAGGGUAAGACCUGGAAUGAAGUCGUGGACACACAUCAAAAACUUUCUACUGAUCAAUUAGACUCGAGGAAGCAGCAAGAGGCCGUGUGGGAACUUUUCACGAGUGAAUGCACUUAUUUCUUGGACCAUUUAUUAGUUCUUAAGAUGAUCUUCAUGAAUACACUGAAAUAUCUACACACUUAUGAGUAUCUCUUGGACGUGGAUUUAUGGAGACUUUUCGCAAACCUGGAGGAGUUAAGUCAGACAAGCUUUGGAUUUGUGAGCAGCCUUUUUGCCAUCGUCAAGGACUACUUCGAUGCUUCUGAGACCUCACCAUCCAUGGAUUUCAUUCCCGUGCUUAUGAAGUAUUUCCGAGGGAGCCUCUGUCAGAGCCACCAGACCUACUGCCUGAACUACUCCGCCGCUGUCUUUUAUCUGGAGAGCCUGAAGCAGAGAGAUGACUUUGGAAUUUAUUUAAAAUGGUGCGAGCAAAACGAGCAGUGCAGACGGCUUCACCUGUCUGAGCUGCUCGUGGCUCCACUACACAGGCUGACGCGAUAUCCCUUGUUGCUGAAGAAUAUCUGGAAAAGAAGUACAGACGCUACUGAGAAAAUCAUGAUCUACUCCAUCAAGGAAAAGGUGGAAAAGUCAAUCCGGGAUCUUGAAGGAAAAGUGAAGUGGCUUGACAAUUUUCAAAAACUUCGACAUCUACAGGAGAUUGUAGUGUGGCCCCCGCUGUGGGAUAGAGACAAAAGGUUUUUCAUUCCAGAGUGCCUGAAGCACAUUUUUAAAGAGCAUAUGGCAGAAAACAUCCUGUCACCAACCAACAGACACCUUCUCUAUGAGGGAAAAUUGACCCUUGCAGAAAGUACAAGAUUCCUAGAUGUUUAUCUGUUUCUCUUUGAUGAUUUCCUCUUAGUUACGAAAACUAAGCGCAACAAAAAGAAAGCUGGAGGCUCAGACACAGGUGUAAUGUGUCCUUCACUUACUCCUGAGCUGCAAACGGUAAUAAAAGAGGGUGGUUCGUGUACGGUACUCGAUCAGCCCAUUCCACUCGAUAGAUUGGUAGUCAAAAGUAUCGAUCCUCUCCACGUGUCAGUCUUUGGGCUGAGAAAUGCCUUCCUUGUUCAACAUGAAAACCGGUAUCGACAGUGCAUAGCAGCGUUCUUAUUACAAGCCCAAACAGAAAACAUCAAAAAAACAUGGAUAGCACAAAUAACAGCAGCAAUCACCUGCUUCACCAAGAGUCAGGAAACCAAGAAAAUACCUUUAUUCCCAUCGGCUGUGGAAUCCUCUGAAAUUUAGGGACCUAAAACAACCUUUUUAGAAAUGAAGCAUUAGGGUAUCCUUUCAAACUUUUUUAAUGCUUAGUGAUGAACUAGAAAGAAAUGUGCCUUUUAAAGGAAUUCCAGAAUUUGAGAAUUUAAGCUAAGAAAGUUCUCAGUACAGAGGAAUAAUGGCUGCAACAAAUUUGAACUUCUUCAAAGUGAGGAAUUUCUUGUCAAGUAUGUACUGAUAUUCAGACUGCCUUAAAAUGUUUCAGUCAGGCUGGUGAGAGGCAUGAGUGAGGUACAAUGCUAUUAAAAUUUGUAAAGGGUGAGUUAUUAGAUGAAUGGAGGGGCAGGAGGAAAGCAUCAUUUGUGUCCAGUAGGAGUUCUAGCAUCUUUUUUGUGUGUAUCUGUAACGAAGCCAACUUUCCUACCUACAGGGCUUGUAAACGUCCCACUGCUUUCCAGUCCUACCUCACACACAAUGACACUUCUUUUGAUACAGAGUUUGAUUGUUCUCUUAAUAUAUUAGGCAAUAAAUAAGGUCUACGUUUUAAUAGUUUCUAAAUUCCUAUUCUCUAACAGUUUAGUUAUCUCAGGUAUAUUUCAUAAUACUCUAACUUGGAAAUAGAAAAUCCCAAAGACUAAAUUCUAUUAUUUUAAAAAAGGAAAAGCAAGUAUCUACCUGUUCCAGUUUCACAAGUUAACAAUUUUACAUGGCAAAUUUCUUAGGAAUAGUAAGGUAUCUUUCUCUAAACUUCAUUUUUUGAAGAAUAAUGGAGUUGUCAUAGAAAAUAUUAUGGUUUUGAACAGAAUGGGGUUGUUGUGUGUGUUUACCACAGUGCAGCCACUUAAUUUAACUUGGCAGGACUCGAAAUUUCAUUAGAAUUUUUAUUAAGAAAGGCUUGAAUUAUUAUAUUAUUGUGGUAGAACAUACUAUUAACUGUAUUUAAGGAACUAGGUCUUAUGGUCAGAUUAUAUCAAACGGAGAUCCACAAAUUUCAUUUUUAACCACAUGUCAUGGAUUUCUAAAAUGAAAGUCAUAAAUUGGGCUGCCAGAUAAAUGAUCAACUUAACCCAUCUCUUUAAGUUGGAGAACAGGAUAGAGAAUAGGAUGGUGCUUAGGGAAGUCACGUGGGACAGUUAACCGGCAGAGAAAGAGCCCACCUUCCCCGCCGACCCAGGCAUGCAGACCACACGGGUGGAGCACAAGGGCCCGAGCGGAGGCCAGGCGCUGCAGUCUUGGAGAGAGGGCCGUGGGCUCCGAGUAAUGACGUGACAUGUUUGUAGAAGUAAGUGAAAAUAAAAGGAAAAUCUGGAGAGCAAUAACUACUGAUAAAGGCUAAAAAUAAAUGAGGAAAAAAAGACAAAAGGGGAGAACAGACUUCAAGUCAAUUCCUAGAGAUGGGACCUGGGUGAGACUGAAAGGAAAUUAUGUUCAGAAGACAAUACAGACUAACAUAAGAGAAGAUGUAGGGAAAAAAUAUGGCCAAAAAUCAUACACACACACAUAUUUAGAAAAAGAAAUGAACAAUAAUCUUGCAUGGAUUUUUAGAUAUAAGCCAAUUUAGGAGGACAACAAUGGACUAGGACUAGGCAAUCUCUCAAGAUUUCUUUAGUCACAUGAGUCCAGUAACUAUAUAUUUAUAUGCACAAAGAACUAGUUUCUCCCUAAAAUGUCAUUUGAGAAAAACUGACUAAAUUAAUAUCAAGAAUAUAAAAUAGCUUAUAUGCAAAGAAAUAUUAGCACCCCUAUGUUCAUUGCAGCACUAUUCACAUAGUCAGAUGUGGAAAAAACCUUAAUGUCCAUUGACAGAUGAAUGGAUAAAGAAAAUGUGGGAUGUAUGUACAGGAUGGAAUACUGCUCAGCCUGUAAAAAGAAGGAAAUCCUGCAAUAUCUAACAACGCAGAUGAACCUUGAGGACAUUAUAUGCUAAGUGAAAUAAGCAAGUCACAGAAAGACAAGUACUGUAUGAUUCCACUUAUAUGAGAUCUCUAUAACAAAGUCAUAGAAUCCAAGCAUGAAAUGGUAGUUGCCAGUGAAAUAGAGAGAGGAGGAAACGAGUAGUUACUAAUCAAUGCCAAUGCAUGAAGCUGCAGUUAAUCAAGGUGAAGAAGCCCUAGCCAUCUUCUGUGCACUUAAAAAGAUGUCAUGAGGAUAAAACUCAUGUUGUGUUCUUAUGACAGUACAAUAAAAUUUAAAAGAAGAAUAUUCUAUGUACUUAAACUGGAAUUCUAUAAAGCUUACAAGAGAACAUGUCUAACAUGUAAUAUAUUAAGUGCUAGAGGAUAUACACAGUAAAGUCUUCAGAGUGGAGCAUAUUAGAGUAAAAUGAAAAAACACUCUGGAACUUUGGUUCCUGGGGUUGGGGGAGGGGAUAAAAAAAAAAAACAGUGAAAAACAGUGGUAUGUAAAGCCUUCACAAGAAUAUUUUUAAAUGGCCACCUGGGUAUUAAACUCAGAUAUAUAGUGAAAGAAGCCAUUAUUUUAAUUUUGUUUAAUAUUUCUUUUCAGUUUUGUUAAUUUUCCACAAUAAUGAAUGGAAUAAAAAGGAAAUGUCUUGAGAAAAAUGGCAUUAGUAAUUUCUUGUGAAAUUAUAAAUUUAAUUACUAUUCUAAGUUGAACAUUAAAGUAUAUCCACUCCCUAUAUCCAAGCACAAAGUUCUAACAUUCUGUAAAUAAAUUAAUGCAAAAUGGUUAA
Molecule: messenger RNA, 5290 nt
Organism: Phyllostomus hastatus (greater spear-nosed bat)
Lineage: Eukaryota; Metazoa; Chordata; Mammalia; Chiroptera; Phyllostomidae
Gene: PLEKHG7
Product: pleckstrin homology and RhoGEF domain containing G7
Exons: 18
Coding region: 361-2625 (754 amino acids)
Biological process (GO): Rho protein signal transduction
Molecular function (GO): guanyl-nucleotide exchange factor activity
Source: RefSeq, a predicted model, not a curated record